Molecule: messenger RNA, 980 nt
Organism: Agrilus planipennis (emerald ash borer)
Lineage: Eukaryota; Metazoa; Arthropoda; Insecta; Coleoptera; Buprestidae
Exons: 1
Coding region: 84-914 (276 amino acids)
Cellular component (GO): cAMP-dependent protein kinase complex
Molecular function (GO): protein kinase A regulatory subunit binding
Source: RefSeq, a predicted model, not a curated record
UGUCACUUUAAGCAGUCUUAUUGUAGUUUAUUUAUAUAGUAUUUAUAUUUGUAUUUAUUGUUAUUGAUUAAUUUAAUAACUAAAUGGCAUGCCACAAGUUGCCAACAAUUCGAGAAAUAGUUCCGGAAGGUGCCGAAGAACAGUCUAUUGAAGACGAAUUAACGGAUUCUAACAUUAAAUUGCAAUACAUUAGCGCUACCUUCGGCGUAGAGGAAGCGGAAGGCGAGUUGCACGAAGAGAUACAUAAAUACGAAGACGAACCGUCGUGUAAUGUAUCAGAAUGUAAAAGUCAAUCGGAAGACCAACUAGCAAGCAUUAAUUGCAUACGCUAUGCGGACAAGGAGGCAUUCGCCAAUUACGUAGUCGAAAGUACUCUUCGAUUAACGGCUAAGAAGAUGUACGAAUUGGAAUGUUGCAAAUUCGAGGAUUAUCCGUGCAGUUUGGACUCGGAUAUUUUCGGAAUUAAAUUCUGCAAACCGUUCUACCCUGUAAUGAAACAAAACGGUCUUGAGGACGUACUAUUCUACUUCAAAUGGCCCAGUGUUGGCGAGUUUACUCCUAGACUAGGAGGCAAGAAAAUUUUAGAAUUCAUGGCCAGUUGGUAUACAAGAGAAAAGUGGUACUACUGCUUAGAAAGUAUCGGUUAUGAACGAAGCGGCUUGAAAAAUUUGUUUUAUUACAAGAGCACAUGGUCCUUAUCAACAAAACCGUAUCCCGUGCCUCAAGUUACGGCUUCUAUAUUUUUUACUAUUGUCAUCGAGGACAGCAUUCCGCUAUGUUGUCCCGUAAAAGUAACCUACAAAAUAGAAGGAUCUUCUCUUGAACACGUUCCGGGAAGAAUAAUAUUUCGGGAACGGUGGCUUUUAGAUUUACUUCAAGCAAAAAAGAAAAUUCUGAAAAGGAUCAAAUUCUAACGAGUUAUUUUAAGUUUUGUGUUAUUAUUCUUGUAUUGCGUAUAAAUAUACAUUUUUUUAACGUAA